AUGUAAAACAAAGAAGUUUAGAAGCUAAGCAAAGAGGAAAUCAAAGAUUUUUUGCAAAGUAAAUAAAGUUAAAUAACUUCUAACUAAAUUUAGCAAUCUAUAAACUUUCUAUCAUAAUAUGGCUACCAUGUAGUUUAAUUGAUAGAUUCUGGAAGUUUUGGUAUUGUUAUGAAAGCUAUUGAUUCUUCGAAUAGCAAAAGAUAUGUAGCAAUAAAGCUUAUCAUAGUAACAAAUACUGAAAUUUUAAAAGAAAACAUUUAAGAAUAUUAGAAAUGCCUUUUAAUUAAUCAUCCCAACGUCAUCAAAAAUUAUUAGUAGCUUUAUGAUGAAGAGAAUGAAUGCUUUUUUAUCAUUACAGAGUUUUGUUAAAAAGGUAAUCUGUUUAACUUUUUUAAACAAAACAAUAUUAAAAAAGAAGAAAUUGUUGAAAUUUGUGCUUAAAUUAUUGAAGGUGUUUUAGCUAUUCAUGAUAAAAAUAUUAUACACAGCGACUUAAAGCCUUAAAAUAUUCUUAUCAAUGAUGAUGAUAAAAUAAAAAUAUGUGAUUUAGGAAUGUCUAAAUAACUUUUAGGAUCAAAAUCUCACACCAUUUCCAAAGGUGGAAGUUUGGAUUAUAUGUCACCAGAAUAAAUUGAAGGUAAGAUUAGUAAAUAAUCUGACAUAUAUUCAGUUGGAUGUAUUAUUUGCUUUCUUUGUAAUGUUAACAUAUUUGGUUUGAAUAUGGUUAAUAUAAAGAAAGGGAUAUUUCCUCCUAUAUAGGAAAAUUGCUUUAAAGAGUUAGUUAAUUUAGCUUUUAAAAUGAUGAGUGUAGAGCCUAAAAAUAGAAUUUAGCUUCAAGAUUCUUUAGAUUAGUUGAAAUAGUUUUAGAAGAUUAACUCACACAAUCAAAAAGGAGAAAUUGUUGUAAAAUAGUUUUAAAAUGGUGAUAGAUACGAAGGUGAAGUGAAAGAUGGAAAGAUGAAUGGAAAAGGGAUCUACUACUAUAAAGAAGAUAAUAUAAGAAAGAAGUAUGAAGGAUAGUGGGUUAAUGAUAAAAAGGAUGGCUUUGGUAUUUUGGAAUAUAAAAGUGGGAAUAAGUAUGAAGGAUACUUCAAAAACGAUUGUUUUAAUGGAAAGGGAAUUUACUACUAUUAUAAAGAAGGUGAUAAUAAAAUGAAGUAUGAAGGAUAGUGGGUUAAUAAUCAAAAAGAUGGCUUUGGUAUUUUGGAAUAUAAAAGUGGGAAUAAGUAUGAAGGAUAAUUCAAAAAUGAUGAUUUUAAUGGAAAGGGAAUCUACUACUAUAAACAAGGCGACAAUAUAAAGAAGUAUGAAGGAUAGUGGGCUAGUAAUUAAAAAGAUGGCUUUGGAAUUAUGGAAUAUAAAAAUGGGAAUAGGUAUGAAGGGUAGUUUAAAAAUGGUGAAUUUAAUGGAAAGGGAAUCUUCUACUAUAAAGAAGAUGAUAUUAAAAAGAGCUAUGAUGGAUUAUGGGUUAAUGAUAAAUAGGAAGGCUUUGGAAUUUUAGAGUAUAAAAAUGGUACUAAAUAUGAAGGAAACUUCAAGAAUGGGAAAAAGAAUGGAAAAGGAAUCUAAUUAGAUUAAAAUGGUUAAAAACUUAAUGGUGAGUGGAUUGAUGAUAAAUUUUAAACUAAUUGA
Tetrahymena thermophila SB210 is the source of this 1632-nucleotide messenger RNA. RefSeq names its product protein kinase. The record is from RefSeq and is a predicted model, not a curated record. The transcript has a single exon. Gene Ontology annotation, biological process: protein phosphorylation. Gene Ontology annotation, molecular function: ATP binding; protein kinase activity. Lineage: Eukaryota; Ciliophora; Oligohymenophorea; Hymenostomatida; Tetrahymenidae.